AUGGUGGUAGACAACAUAUCAAGAGUGCCUUCAAAGAGUGGCUGGAUGCCAACACCUGGUUGGACGCCAUGCACCACCAAGGAGAAGGCCUAUCCUGACCAUCUCUUUGACGACACCUAUACCUCAACGGGCUCUACCAAAAUCUACUCCACAUAUGGUGCUCUUGGUGUGGUGGUGGGUCAUGAGCUCACACACGGCUUCGAUGACCAGGUGCCUUAUUGUAUUACCUAUACGCUUGCUCUUUAUCAUCGACUAAUUAAGUGCCCCCCUCCCCAGGUCAGCGGUUGUGACAAGGAUCGUAUUCUGGAGCCGUGGUCGAGCAGUGACUCAGUGAAGGCAUUCGAUGAGAGGAAAGAGUGCUUUGUAGAGCAGUACUCAAAGUACGAGGUGUUUGGAUAUCAAAUUAAUGGCAGUUUGACUCUAGGAGAGAACAUUACUGAUAAUGGAGGAAUCAAGUCUGCCUUCCAGGCCCACAAAGAUGGUUGCAAAGAACCAGCUCAAGGAGCAGUCUCUACCUGGGCUCACCAAGUACACCCCAGAGCAAAGGUUGUUCAUUAACUUCGGUCAG
Messenger RNA from Halichondria panicea, 568 nucleotides. RefSeq names its product endothelin-converting enzyme 1-like. Gene Ontology annotation, cellular component: plasma membrane. The transcript is spliced from 5 exons. The coding region runs from base 1 to 558 and encodes 185 amino acids. Gene Ontology annotation, biological process: protein processing. The record is from RefSeq and is a predicted model, not a curated record. Gene Ontology annotation, molecular function: metalloendopeptidase activity. Lineage: Eukaryota; Metazoa; Porifera; Demospongiae; Suberitida; Halichondriidae.